CUGACAUGCGCAGAAUGUACAAAAACUUGUUAUUUGAAAGUCUGAUCAUCUGUGAGACAAAGUGCAAUAAAAUGCGCGAGGAUGAAAACCGGUAACAUUGGAAAGUAUUAGGUGAUUUUGAAUUACAACAAAUAUACAAGGCAAUUAUUUUAUAUCAAAAUGACAUCAUUUGUAACCGACGUGCUGAUAACAGCAGGGAAACUGGAGAAAGUCAAUUUACAUGAAAAGAUAUCAGAAAUACAAAAGGAAAUAACAAAAUUAAAAUAUGAUGUUAAAGAUUUGAUGGAUGAUAAUUAUGUUGAGUUUACAUCAAAACUGAAGAGGGAUCAACAUUUGGUAGUAAAAGGUGAAAAGCUGCUGGAAGAGAUGAAUUCCUUACAAAAGAAAAUAGAUGAUCAGGUCAAAGUAGAAUUAUCAGGGUCCACGAAAGAAUUAAAGUCAUUAUCAGAAGCUUUAAAAGAAUCAAACAUGAUGUUACAACUUUCAAAUCAACUUUUAACAAUACAUGAAUCUAUAAAGUCAGUGAAAAGUUAUCAGGAUGAAAAACGAUAUGUAGAUGUGGCUAAAACAUUGUGCCACAUUUACAGUAUCAUAAAUAAUCCACAAACAGACUUACGCGAUCUUGAUAUUUACACAGCAAUUGAAGCAGAAUGUUUGAAUUUGUAUACUUCAUUUUUAUCUAACACAUCAAUGUUAUUAUACGAGCGAAUUUGUUGGACCGGUAUUGAUGAUAAGGAUGCAAAAAUUGUUACAUUAAGUGUUAAAGACGAAUUUGAUGACAUGCAAGAAUUAAUUCAGGGUUUGCAUUAUAUUGACAAUCUUUCAAGUCAUCUGCAUAGAUUCUCUACAACGCUCAUGGACUACAUUAUAAAUCCGAUUAUCAAUGAUGAUUGUUCUGUAUAUGUAGUAGACGAAAAAGUUUUCACUGUAGAAGUACUAAACAAAAAGAAGUCACCAACGUAUAAAAGUGUACUUUACAAUCUAGAAUUACUGUUCAAGUUUCUUCAUCAAUAUUUUAAUAUGAUCAUAUAUGAUGAUGAAACCUUCUUGAAACAAAUACAGCCUCAUUUAUUGGAACGACUGUCAGCGUCGUUAACAGCCGACUGUAUUUCACGAAUUAUUCCUACGUCGAACGCAGACUUGAAAAAUUUUACGCCUAUUGUUCAGGCGAUCAACGAUUUCCAGUAUUUCUUAGUUAAAAUUGGGUUUAUCACGAAUGAUCAACUCUUUCUCUCGGAAUACACGAAGAAUAUUGAUCAAUUAUUCAUUAACAAGGUCUGUCAAGAUUUGUUAUCAAAGGCCAGAAAUAUUAUGAAGAAAGAUUUGCACGAUUGUAUCAUAUAUGAGCCACAGGAAUCACUUGAAUUUCCAGAAGACACGUACGAUUAUGAUAAACUAAAGAUUGAGAAAAAAUUGAGUGAUAACACGUUUCAACUUCCAAAGUGCCAAAUAAGCAAGAAUACAAAAGAAAUAUUAGACCUUGCACGAAAUAUUCUGGAUGAAGCGUGUUUCAGUUCAGAUUCAUGCGCGGUACGAUUGUUUUAUACGUGUAGAAAUAUUUUUGAAAUGUAUACAGGAAUCGUGCCCGAACAUCACAGAAAAUUUUUAGAAACGAUACCGCAACAAGUUGCGGUAUUCCAUAAUAAUUGUAUGUAUCUUGCACAUCACCUUAUCACGUUGGGACACGAAUACAGAGAUAAAUUACCAGAAUCCUUGCACAAACUUAAUUUGACUUUUGCUGAUCAGGUAUUGGUAUUGAGAGAAGUAGGAUCAACUUGCUUUCUAGAGCACAUGAAAUAUCAACGAAAUAUUAUUUUUGAUAUUCUCAAAGAGUCUGGUUUGUCAGCGUUAGGUCAAACUUCUGAGUUACAUCCUAGCACGGAGCGUGCAAUGAGGCAAUGCAUUAGACAAUUGGAAUUGUUGAAAACAGUUUGGCUAGACGUGUUGCCUGUUAAUAUUUAUUGCAGAACAGUCGGAUGCAUUAUGAAUUCUAUGGUUGAAGAUCUAAUAAUUAGAGUAGUAUCUGUCGAAGACAUUCCUGCUGAUGUUGCCACUGAGUUGGUAGCAUUAUUUAACAUGAUUGUGAAGCGUGCACCGCAAACCUUCCCGGAGCCUCAAAAUAUUCAUCAACACGUACGAAAAUGGGAGAAAUUUUUGGAAUUGAUUCACGUGUUAGGUGCGUCGCUGAAAGAAAUUGAAAUUAGAUGGGACAGCGGUAAAGGGCCGCUCGCGCGUGAAUUUACAGCGCCUCAAGUUAAACAACUAAUCAGAGCACUAUUUCAAAACACCGAACGAAGAUCUAACUUGUUAGCUUCUAUAAAAUAAUAUUAAAAUUUAAAAAUCUGUACAUGGAAGAAACCUUUUCGCAUUUAUUCAUCCUUAUAGUUAUGAUUAAUAUUAACAGUAUAAUUAAUAUAAAAAAUAGAAACAUGCGUACGUUUAUGUAUCAGAUUAUACAAUACAAACAUUGGUUGAUUAUACUGCUAAUAUUAAGGUGUUAUUUAUUUACAAUCUGUUGUUUUUAUUCGUGUACUUUAUAUUGCCAUACUUACGUUAUAAUUCCAUGUAUUAAAAGUUACGAUCAACUGAUUAUUAUGUUUCUAAUACAGCAUACAAAUUUC
Megachile rotundata (alfalfa leafcutting bee) is the source of this 2621-nucleotide messenger RNA. It is a transcript of the gene Zw10, whose product is annotated as Zeste-white 10 kinetochore protein. Gene Ontology annotation, cellular component: nucleus; chromosome, centromeric region; RZZ complex. Gene Ontology annotation, biological process: mitotic cell cycle; mitotic spindle assembly checkpoint signaling; endoplasmic reticulum to Golgi vesicle-mediated transport. NCBI's taxonomy places the organism in Eukaryota, Metazoa, Arthropoda, Insecta, Hymenoptera, Megachilidae. The record is from RefSeq and is a predicted model, not a curated record.